Messenger RNA from Colletotrichum abscissum, 894 nucleotides. RefSeq lists its product as uncharacterized. The record is from RefSeq and is a predicted model, not a curated record. The transcript has a single exon. Bases 1 to 894 code for a protein of 297 amino acids. NCBI's taxonomy places the organism in Eukaryota, Fungi, Ascomycota, Sordariomycetes, Glomerellales, Glomerellaceae.
AUGAACGGCACCACUAAAGCUCCCGAUGCUUCCUCGGCCCCCAACCAGUCGCAGCUGACGCCCGAGUUGAUGCCGGGUCUGACGCCGUCGCAGCAAGUCCCUGCCCAUAAUGGUGCAGGGUGGGAAUUUCUCCAGGGGAUGAACAUCACCCUGCAGGGUCAUUGCGAGUGCCUGGGUAGACAAAUGCAGACCUGGAAGGGCUCGUACUCCCUGUCGCAGCUUGAAGAAAAUAAGAAGAAGCGCAAACGUGAUGGGCAGCGCCGGAAGAACAGAAAGCUCGAACAUCGGCAGAAAGAGCAGCAGCAGCAGCAGCAACAACAGCAGCAGCAGCAACAGCAGCAGCAGCAACAGCAACAGCAGCAGCAGCAACAGCAGCAACAGCAACAAGAAGAUGAAUUGCUGCAACUCCUGCAACAACAACUGCUGCAAUACCAGCAGCUGCAACAACAACAACUUCAGGUCCAGCAGCUCCAGGCCCAGCAGCAGUCUCAACCACAGUCUCAACCACAGUCUCAGCUUCAGACCCUGUCCCAGUCCCAGCACCAGUCCCCCCAGUCUGCCCAGUCCCAGGGUGCAGACCACUGGAGCGACCUGGAUUGGCUCGUAAAUGCCAAUCUCGGGACCGCCGCCAUAGGACAAGGGCAGAUCGACCUGUUGUUCGACGAAAUGGAUGGGUCCGACAACACGCAACAAGAGCAAGCCCAGGCCUUCGACGAGAUGAUCACGUCGAGCGUUCCUCCUCCCAACGUUGACGCUCCAGAGCCAUGGGUUCCUCCACCGCCUACAACCUUCGAGGAUGUGUAUCGCCAACAAGAUAAGGAAGGUGGCGUUGAACUCGGCCCUUAUUCUGCCAUGUUGUCUGAAUGGGAGCAUUCAAUGAGCGGUCGUAGCUAA